AUGUCUGAUGAUCAAGACGUAGUAUGUGAGGAUUCAUCGUCUAAUACGUCCUCACUUGGGAGUUUUGAGAAUGUGAGCGCUGCAGAGAUGUGUAAGUCGAGUUCACAAGUCAUGAUAGACAAUGACGAUGCUCCCGAUAAUAAAGCCAUCGACGUGGAUUCGGUUGGAAAUGUCGCCGUCGAAGAAAAGAGAUGUGAUCAAGACCAGUUCCAUACUUCUGCACGUGCUAGGCGCGCCAUUUCGAAUCUGGUCAAGUUCUCGGCAGCGAUGUUUGUGUUGCCUCUUUUAGUGAUGUUCACGACUUACCACUACAUUUUCAGAGAUCACUACCAUCUGCCUCCUGAUGAAGCAAUGUUAUACGCUGGCUACUGUGGAAUUGCUGUUGUGAUUAUCAUAGCAGUUGUCUUUAUAUAUGUGGCAUACCGUGAAGAACAAGAAGAUGAGAAGAUGAUGUUGUCUUCGAAGAAGUCAGAAUGA
Angiostrongylus costaricensis is the source of this 477-nucleotide messenger RNA. The record is from the annotation of a GenBank genome assembly. NCBI's taxonomy places the organism in Eukaryota, Metazoa, Nematoda, Chromadorea, Rhabditida, Metastrongylidae.